This is a messenger RNA of Pterocles gutturalis (yellow-throated sandgrouse), 1026 nucleotides long. Its product is annotated as zinc finger and BTB domain-containing protein 49-like. The transcript is spliced from 4 exons. Lineage: Eukaryota; Metazoa; Chordata; Aves; Pterocliformes; Pteroclidae. The annotation marks the transcript as partial. The record is from RefSeq and is a predicted model, not a curated record.
GCAGGUAAUCUCCAGACACAUUUACGUCGACAUUCUGGUGAAAAGCCAUACAUUUGUGAAAUCUGUGGGAAAAGAUUUGCUGCUUCUGGUGAUGUUCAGCGCCAUAUUAUUAUUCAUUCUGGAGAAAAGCCUCAUCUGUGUGAUAUCUGUGGCAGAGGAUUCAGUAACUUCAGUAAUUUAAAGGAGCACAAAAAGACCCAUACAGCAGAUAAAGUAUUCACCUGUGAUGAAUGUGGGAAGUCAUUCAACAUGCAACGAAAAUUAGUAAAGCACAGAAUUAGGCAUACUGGAGAGAGACCGUACAGCUGUUCAGCAUGUGGGAAAUGUUUUGCAGGCUCUGGUGACCUGCGUAGACAUGUGAGGACUCACACAGGAGAAAAACCCUAUACCUGUGAAACUUGUAACAAAUGCUUCACUCGCUCUGCUGUCCUACGGCGGCACAAGAAAAUGCAUUGUAAAGCCACUGAUGAAAGUCCAAACACUCUAGAUGAAUUUUCUCAAGGGAUUGAAACUUCUGACCUUGACAAAUCUCAGAGGUCUGACUCUUUUGGCCAAGAAAUGUCUGUUACAUUGUUACCAGUGUCUGUUAAAUUUCCCAUUCGUCCAACUGCAAAUUCAACUGAAUAUGAUGGUUCUGCAGAUUCUUACUGUAAGUUGCGAUCAAUGAUUCAACACCAUGACUCAGCAAACCAACGGAAACUGAAUGUGGAUUCUGCUAAGCUCCCAAAAGCUCAGACACAGCAAACUCCUCCACCACCACCAUAUGCUUAUGCAGAUGUAGAUGUAUCUUCUGCAGAAGAACCCUUACAGUCUGAUAAUGCUCCCAUGAUUCGUUCCUCUAUGGUUAGCUUGGACAGUCAUUGUAAUGAUCCGCUAAGCAGUCGAACAUCAUCUGCUGCUUACAAGAAUAAUGAAGGACCAUUCUUCUCCAGCAUGACCCUCUGGGGUUUAGCCAUGAAGACCUUGCAGAAUGAAAGCGAAUUGGAACAAUGAGGGCUCAGGUGACUGUAUUAAAAUUUCUUAGAG